This is a messenger RNA of Corvus hawaiiensis (hawaiian crow), 847 nucleotides long. It is a transcript of the gene SAP18, whose product is annotated as Sin3A associated protein 18. NCBI's taxonomy places the organism in Eukaryota, Metazoa, Chordata, Aves, Passeriformes, Corvidae. The record is from RefSeq and is a predicted model, not a curated record. Gene Ontology annotation, biological process: negative regulation of DNA-templated transcription. The coding region runs from base 26 to 529 and encodes 167 amino acids. Gene Ontology annotation, molecular function: transcription factor binding; transcription corepressor activity. Gene Ontology annotation, cellular component: nucleus. The transcript has 4 exons.
CCGCCCCCGCCCCUGCUCUCGCGAGAUGGGCGGCGCGCGGCGGGACAUCCGGGAGCGGCGCGGCAAGAUGGCGGUGGAGUCGCGGGUGACGCAGGAGGAGAUCAAGAAGGAGCCGGAGAAGCCGAUCGACCGUGAGAAGACGUGCCCGUUGCUGCUUCGCGUCUUCACCACCAACAAUGGGCGGCACCACCGCAUGGACGAGUUCUCCCGCGGCAACGUGCCCUCCAGCGAGCUGCAGAUCUACACCUGGAUGGAUGCAACUCUGAAAGAGCUGACCAGCUUAGUGAAAGAAGUUUACCCAGAAGCACGGAAGAAGGGCACACAUUUCAACUUUGCAAUUGUUUUUACAGAUCUCAAGAGGCCUGGCUAUAGGGUGAAGGAGAUCGGCAGCACCAUGUCAGGCAGGAAGGGCACAGAUGAUUCCAUGACACUGCAGUCUCAGAAAUUCCAGAUAGGAGACUACUUGGAUAUAGCAAUUACUCCUCCAAAUCGUGCACCACCCCCAUCAAGCCGCAUGAGACCUUACUAAACUCUUGCUUCUUUGUAUGAUUACAUAUUCUGUUUACUCCUACUUGCUGUUCUAAAGCAGGCUUAUUUUUUUGCUUUUGUUGCUAAGCACCUGAAGACAAAGCUGAACAUUGUAGAAGAAAGUUAACUCUUAAACCUUAACUUUUAGUUUGUUUAGAAGAAACCCCUUUAGCAGCACCAUCAUCCUAUCCCUCAUUGUUAUAGUUUGAAUAGCAAGUUAGUCUGUCCAGUGUUCAAAAGACUUCCAUGAAAUAUGACCAGGAGGAUUACAGGUGUUCUGUAGUUUUGUCUUGUUUGGAAUAAAAGUUGAUGUUAUUAA